AUAAAGCCCGUAUAGAGGCCAGAGGGCUUUUAUGUAGAGAGAAGCAUUGUAACGAUUCACACGUGGGAAUCAUGAAAGAGUUUUCCAUCUUGAUCUGUUUCAUCAACCUUUUGCUGCUGGAGAGCUCAUCAUGUACUGGGGACUCUAUUGUUGUGAAUCCCUGUUGUGACUACCCCUGUCAGAACUCAGGAGUGUGUGUGAGAUUUGGUACAAAUCGCUACGAAUGUGACUGCACUCGAACUGGCUUUUAUGGAGUCAACUGCACUGUUGCGGAGCUUUGGACCAGAGUUCGUCUCAUGCUGAAGCCGAGGCCUACGGCGGUUCACUUCUUCCUCACACACUUCCACUGGUUCUGGGACCUCGUAAACAACUCUUUCCUGCGAGACACGUUAAUGAGAUUAGUGCUGACUGUCAGAAGCAACCUUAUUCCAAGCCCUCCAACCUACAAUACUAAAUAUGAAUACCUCAGCUGGGAGUCUUAUUCCAACAUGUCCUACUACACCCGUCUCCUCCCUCCUGUACCUAAAGACUGCCCGUUGCCGAUGGGAACUAAAGGUAAACCUCAGCUUCCUGAUCCCAAAGUGUUGGCCGAGAGCUUUUUUAAGAGAAAGACAUUCAGGCCAGACCCUCAGGGAACCAACGUGAUGUUUGCUUUCAUGGCGCAACACUUCACUCACCAGUUCUUCAAGACAAACCAGGAAGUAAAAGGUGGCUUCACCAAGGCUUUAGGACAUGGGGUAGAUGCGAGCAAUAUCUAUGGAGACAACCUUAUGCGACAGCUUCACCUACGGCUUCAUGAAGAUGGAAAGCUGAAAUAUCAGUUAGUAAACGGUGAGAUGUACCCCCCCACAGUAUCAGAGGUCCCUGUGCACAUGGUGUACCCUGAAGACUUCCCUCCAGAGAAGCGUCUGGUAACUGGUCAGGAAGUGUUUGGCCUCCUGCCGGGACUCACCAUGUACGCCACCGUAUGGCUGAGGGAGCACAACCGAGUCUGUGACGUCCUGAAGGUAGAACAUCCCACCUGGGACGAUGAGCAGCUCUUUCAAACCACUAGACUCAUCAUCAUUGGAGAGACAAUCAACAUCAUAAUAGAAGAGUAUGUGCAGCACCUGAGUGGCUACCUUCUGGAUCUGAAGUUCGAUCCCAGUCUGCUCUUCAACGCGCAGUUCCAGUACAACAACCGCAUCGCUCUGGAGUUCUGCCACAUCUACCACUGGCACCCGCUGAUGCCUGACAGCUUCCUCAUCGACGGCGAUGACAUCCCAUACUCUCAGUUUAUGUACAACACAUCCCUACUCAUGCACUACGGGGUGGAGAAGUUGGUGGAUGCCUUCUCCAAACAACCUGCGGGACAGAUAGGCGGAGGCCAUAACUCACAUGUUGUUGUGCUUCGAGUGGCAGAAAUGGUCAUCAGAGAGUCUCGAGCAACUCGUGUGCAGCCCUUUAAUGAAUACAGGAAGAAGUUUAACUUAAAGCCAUACACCUCUUUUUAUGAAUUUACUGAUGACAUUGAAAUGGCUGAAGGUUUAGAAGAGCUAUAUGGUGACAUUGAUGCUCUGGAACUCUACCCUGGUGUCCUGCUUGAGAAAACACGUCCUAACAGUCUAUUUGGGGAGAGCAUGGUGGAGAUGGGGGCUCCCUUCUCCCUGAAAGGCCUGCUUGGAAACCCCAUCUGCUCCCCUGAGUACUGGAAGCCCAGCACAUUUGGGGGAGAGACAGGCUUCAAUAUCGUCAAAACUUCCACCUUGAAGAAAUUGGUGUGCCUAAACACCAAGUGGUGUCCAUACGUGGACUUCCAUGUUCCAAGAAAUGAUGAGGAGGUGAAACCAAGGAAAUCAACUACUGAACUUUAAUCAAUUCAUCUCAAUCAGUUUAUUUCUAUGCUGACUGAUUUUUCUCUUUAUUGGUUUCAAUCCUGCCUGCAGAGAAAGAAAUACUCUGAAUCCAAGCAGGUCUACCUCCUGAAAACACAGCUGAAAAAUUCCAAAGUGUCUGGAGCAGUAACAAUUAUUUGCAGUAUCUUUAAAACAUUUUUUUAUUUAGUAAUGGUUUUUUUUCCCUUAAUCCCUUUUCUUUCAGUGAGGGUAUUAGAUCACCAUAUCUUCUUCAAAAACAAAUAAACCUAAUAUAAAUGUACACAUUACUUGCUCAAAGAAGAAAGUUUAUUCAAUGUAUGUUAAAUUGCCAAAAACAAAAUUAAAACAUAUUUUACAAAAUAUAAUAAAUAAUCUGCAGACA
Eleginops maclovinus (Patagonian blennie) is the source of this 2238-nucleotide messenger RNA. It is a transcript of the gene ptgs1, whose product is annotated as prostaglandin-endoperoxide synthase 1. Lineage: Eukaryota; Metazoa; Chordata; Actinopteri; Perciformes; Eleginopidae. Gene Ontology annotation, biological process: cyclooxygenase pathway; response to oxidative stress. Gene Ontology annotation, cellular component: neuron projection; cytoplasm. Gene Ontology annotation, molecular function: oxidoreductase activity, acting on single donors with incorporation of molecular oxygen, incorporation of two atoms of oxygen; prostaglandin-endoperoxide synthase activity; peroxidase activity. The record is from RefSeq and is a predicted model, not a curated record. Bases 72 to 1853 code for a protein of 593 amino acids. The transcript is spliced from 11 exons.